AGGCAGCUGUGCUACUUAAAGCAAUUAAGGUGGCACAGGAGGGAAGUAACAUUUUUGGUUUGGGAAGAGUGUUUGCAGCACUGACAGCAUUGAAACAUUCUUCACUACGAAGAAGUGACAUUCUUAAGUAUGUAACGAAAAGAGGCAUUCACAAACAUGAGCCUAUUUUAGAGUCUACAUAUCGUCACCAGGCUACCAUUGAUGAUGAAGUCGUUUCCAUGGAGAUACUAGAUACAGCUGGUCAGGAGGAUGCUAUUCAGAAAGAAGGACAUGUGCGAUGGGGUGAAGGCUUUGUGCUGGUUUAUGACAUCACGGACAGAGGCAGCUUUGAGGAAGUGCUGCCACUUAAGAACUUGUUGGAUGAAGUUAAAAAACCCAAAAAUGUCACCCUGAUCCUGGUGGGGAACAAAGCAGACUUGGAUCACUCCAGGCAGGUCAGCACAGAGGAAGGUGAAAAGCUGGCCACAGAACUAGCAUGUGCUUUUUAUGAGUGCUCUGCUUGCACAGGAGAAGGCAACAUUAUGGAGGCCUUCUAUGAGCUCUGUCGUGAGGUACGGCGUCGAAAGAUGGUCCAGGGCAAGACUCGGAGACGAAGCUCCACCACCCACGUCAAACAGGCAAUUAAUAAGAUGCUUACCAAAAUCAGCAGUUAAAAAGAGCUGUACUAAGCCAGAGGAGCA
Molecule: messenger RNA, 680 nt
Organism: Pelecanus crispus (Dalmatian pelican)
Lineage: Eukaryota; Metazoa; Chordata; Aves; Pelecaniformes; Pelecanidae
Source: RefSeq, a predicted model, not a curated record